UUGACACAAUGUUUUGAAAAUAGAAUUUGGACUCUGGAAUACUUCUGUGUAAAUACACAGAACGUCAGCCACAGUAUGGAAUUCUUGCAGUAUAGAACGGGGACAAGUUUUCAGGGAAGUUCAUCGGUCGGACAGACUGGUGAUAAUGGAGGAAUGAGUGUUGAAGAUCUGGUGUUAUCGAUGAGAAAAGAUCUUUUCGAUGACGAUUCGUCUGCCGUUCCAAACUCAGUUAGUCCGGCAGCAGAGUACGGCAUCAACCCGGCCAGGUCGGUCACUGGAGUUCACGUUCAACCCGGUGCAGUUUCUGUACGAGUAAACGGUAUAGGAAAUAACGCUGACCCUCAAAGAAUCAGACAUUUUGCUGAAAGGAGUAACGAAGUUGAGCAGUUUUAUCAACAUGAUCAACAGGUUGUUAAUUUCAGGCAGAGUUCACAAGAAAUGGUUGAACACCAAUCAUACUCUGGAAAUGGGAACCAUGGUUUGCACGUCCAGCCAAGCCAUAAUGCAAGUGUAAGCAAUAAACUGGUGAAUGCCCCACAACAGAACUAUGUCCCAAACGGAAUCGUUAGACACGAUCAAGCACAGCCUCAGCUAGCUUCGCAAUUUUACCAGCAGUUGCGGAUGAGUUGGGGCCCUUCUUCCCAACAAAGUGAAGAACGCCAGGUAGCAAUGUCUCCAAGCGGUGAACAUUACCAUCAGUCAUCAGAGUACCAGGGAAUAUCAAUGGUACCCAUAAGUAAUGGAGCAGUGGAUUUUGAACCGGACCUUAGUCCUCGUAUGCUUCCCAAACCCCCUCAGGAACCACGCCGUGGGUCAAAGACUCGGAGCAGUUUACGUCGAGCUGCAAAUCUCCUCCUUAAUCGCAGUCGCCAGAGUCUUUCUGAUGGCGAAACGACUCGCAAACCCACGCCACCAACCACCCCGAGGAGCGAAAUGGAACAGCGAAAAGAGGCAAAAACACAAACAGUCCUAGAGCGACUUCAGAAAAACAAAAAUAAAAUGGGUGAACUGCUGCGUUCACCAAAUUUAUCUCGCAUGCGCCGGUCAAGUCAGGGGAACAUCAGCACGGAUAGCUCUCUCUCCCCUACAGAUAGGCCGAGAAGUAAACCCAGCAGCAGAAAAUACGCAAGUGCAGAGAAUCUUCAGGUUAAUGGGCAUCAUAGAAGUGUAGAGAACCUUAGCAGCAGACAGGGACCUCAGAGUGGAUCUGAUAGGAACUAUGUUAAGACGUAUGAAAGCAAUUCCAGCAGGUCAGAGGAUAAUGAUUACGACGUCGUUCAUUCGAGGGGUCCAUCAUCGGGAUAUAAACUAAGAAGGCAUGCCAGUGGUCCUGUGUAUCAAGAAUCCGAUAAGAUGACCAACAGCUAUCAUAGAGGCUACCACACUGCAGACAGUGAUACUGACUCGGGAGUUGGCAGAGUGAAUGGCUACAGUACACAAACGCAUCCCAGAAGUGAUGGUCACAAAGGCAUGCCAUCAACACGAGACACGCUUCGUGCGAUACAGAAAAAGCGUGACGCUCCGGGUCCUUCGAGUAGACACAUGAACAAGUCUGUGAGUGGACCCCUGAAAGCCGAUCAUAGUAUCCAACCAGUACGCACAGCGGAUGACAGCAGGUCGCCAAUGGACAGGUCGGGUAUGUGGAUAGAACAAGGAGCUCGACCCAAACGUUCCAGUUCAGUGGAAUCCUUAGAGACAGAGGAAGUGAAGCAUGAAAUAUUUCCAGACAGUCAGAUUGGGGCGUGGUCACAACCAUCUCACAACUCCAGACCAGAGAAGCAGCCACGAAAACCCAGGUCAUCUUCGCUAACAAGGUCAGACCAAACUGACAGAAGACCCUCCAGUCGUGGCCCUAGGCCGGCUUCACCAGCUCGCUCGGUGCAUUUUGAAGACAGUGACUCACCGAGAGAAGAGAAAAAGAGACCUCAGUCAAGAUCACAGUCAAGGACUAAAGUAUCUCCACCUGAGAGUGGUUCUGCCAGUACGAGAAACUCAGAGGAUGGUUAUAUUUACGCAAAACCAGACAAGAGUAAGAAACGUAAUAGCUUCUCAGACAUGGAGGAUCCAUAUGCCACCAUACCGGAUCAUCAUUCAAGGGUUGUGGUUGACGUCGACAAUCCAUAUGAGGAGAUCGAGAUCCCAGAUCGACAUGACAUCAACAGGAAUCAGAUCACUACCUCAUCUAAGAAUGUUGUCAAUCAAUACAAGAGCUCUGAUUGGGAGGACUCUAUCGAUGGACUCUCUGCAAAAGUUGAGAAGAAACGCCAAACAAGAAAACAUGAGAAGAGGGGAGUAAACAGCACUACACAAAGACAGGAAGUUAUCAAUGAUACAAAAGAUGAGAAGAGGGGAGUAAAUGGCACUACACAAAGACAGGAAGUUAUCAACAAUACAAAAGAAAAUGACGAGCCGAUUUAUGCCAAGGUGGACAAGUCGAGUAAGAGACCACCAUCAGGUGCAGCCCACAGGCCUAGCUCAAGACAACGCUCCAACUCGGACAGACCCAGUACUAGAAAUCCCUGCAUAGCUAGCGAGUUUGAUGACAGUAUAUCACAGAUGGGUUACAAGGCCAAUAAUGACACACCAUUCAAGAGCAACCUAGGGGAUUAUGCAGAGUUGAGCGGGUCUCGUACCUCCAUCUCGUCUCGUGUCUCCAUCUCAGACAAGAUGCAGAGUAUCGGCAAGGCAACAAAGAAGAAGCUAAGCUCCAUGAGGCGCGCACUUAGUGUAGAUCGCAUCAACACCGCUGGGAAUGAAAACACCGAUGAGGAGCAGCCAAAGCUCAAACGCUCUCCAUCGUUAAGGUCCCUCACUGGGCUUUUCAGCAAAAAGGAUAAAAAGCAAGACGAUUCCACUAAACCUGGAAAAUUAAAUAAAAGGCGCUCUGCUAGUCUGAGUGGUCUGCCGAUACGACUCCAGCGGUCAUCUGAAGAUACCGAUGUCACGUCACCGAGUCACAUGAGGAAAGUCGGCAAACUACUCCAUCUCAACUCUGAUGGGUCUCAAGUUGUUGAGCUUGUCAAACCACCGAGUGGACCGUUUGGUUUCUACAUCGCUCGUGGAACUUCAAACUUUGGCUCUGGUGUCUUUGUUACCCGGUUGGGCGAUGGCCACCCAGCAAAGAUCCUGGCAGGUCUCCUGGCAGUGGGUGAUGAGAUUCUUGAAAUCAACGGAGUAGAUGUCCGGAACCGGCCUCUAGAUGACAUAUAUGACAUGAUGAUGGAUAAUAACAAGCUGACCUUGAGGCUGGUACCGAUCACUUCACGUGGCACAUGGACGGAUAGAUCAUAUGGAGUGGAUGUGUGACCUUUCAACUUUGACAUCUACUUUCAAGCAAGAAGACUCGUGGAAAGGUAUGGGAAAAUAAAAGAUCUGCUUGGAUCUGUUUUGUACAAUUCAAUGAAAAUACACAUCUGUAAAACAAGUCUUACCCAGAGCACGUGGAGUAACAGGUGAGGGUAAAGGUCACAACCAUUUUGACCUUUCAGGUCAUGACCUUUCGAUUAGGGCAGUAUAAAGUGUGGAAAACAGGUUUAAGGAUUGUGCUGUUUAAGUUUUGCAAUAGAGUUUUAUCAGAGAGCAGCCAUCUUGUUUUACUUGCCUCCAAAUCAAUUCAUAACGAGGCUAGGGGUGUAUUGAUAAAUAGUCAGAUCCCCUUUUGAUACCUUGAGAAUCAGGACUCAUCAUUGCUAUUGGUUACAGGGAACAUGGUCCAAUAUGGUGGCAGUGUGUGAAUGGUAUUCAAACAACCACUUUCAAGAUUUUUGUAGAAAUGAUUUGUGCCUCUUCUUUGCAUAAGUAGUCGGAUUAUUUUUAAACCUUGUACAUACCUCCCAUUCGGUGAAAUGUUAUAAAUAUUGCUUUUGUAAUUGAAUGAAGUAUGUUUUGAUAUGUUUUUGUAAACAGCAUUGAGUAUUGAAAUCAUAAAAGGGUAGAUUAUCAAUUAUCAAUCAGCAUUUGUUUAAAUUAAAAUCAACGAAUAAAUCUUGUAAAUUCAUUACUGGAAUCGUCUUUCACCAAUCAAUUGGCCAAUUGAUAAAAAGUUGCUGGCUGCAAAUUACACUUUAAAAGGAGAACGGCCAAGACUUAAUCAACCAAAUAUUUGUAUGCAGUCAAAUCAUUGUGUGCCUUGCUAACUGCUGCAGUAUUCCAUACGAAACGGAAGUAUUUGUGCCUACUAAAUGGUUUUAUUUUUCAUAGUUCACUGCGCUGACAUUCCACUAGCUUUGCCUUGCUGUGCUUUUACAGAACUUUUCUAUCGAUAGAGAUUUGUACUUUUUUUUUUUAAAUACAAAUAUUAUUAUUGGAAGAAAUGGUAUAAUAUUCAAACUAUUAUUAUAAUCAGGUAAUCCUAUCUUUAAACUGAUUUAAGUUUAAUAGUUUUUGUAGAUCGAAAAUAGAAAUUUGUUUACGUUUGUAAACAAUAUUGUUUUUACCAGAUUUGUGGCCUACAUACACAUGUACAUGUACAACAUUUAUAUAGCUUCACCCAUUCAUGUACAAAGCUUUGAGAUUCGUUAAUAGCAAUAACUUCAGAUUUAAUAUCAAAUAUUACAUAAUAUAGAGGCUGACAUAACUUGUAUAUUUCUCUGUUAAUUGACAGAUAUUGAUAAAAAUGUAUAACUUUGUAAAUAAUUGUUUUAUAUAAAAUAGAUAGUUGUGUUUCGAAACACUCAGGUAGAACAUUUAAGUUGAUAUGCUUCAUGACCAUGCAUUGAAUUCAUAGUAUGUACAUGAAGUUCAGCUCAUGUGGCCUAACAUUAUUGAAAACUAUUUUACGAACAGCAAUGGCAAAUAAGCUAAUGGCAGUGAGAGCUCACCUUUCUCUGUUUUAGUUCUUUUAUACACUAUAUUUAUUUGUGUAAAUUACUUGAUUUUUUUACGAUUUGUUUUUUAUAUUUUUU
Molecule: messenger RNA, 4904 nt
Organism: Asterias rubens (European starfish)
Lineage: Eukaryota; Metazoa; Echinodermata; Asteroidea; Forcipulatida; Asteriidae
Product: serine/arginine repetitive matrix protein 2-like
Exons: 10
Coding region: 76-3306 (1076 amino acids)
Biological process (GO): regulation of cellular localization; centrosome cycle; establishment or maintenance of cell polarity
Cellular component (GO): apical plasma membrane; nucleus; cell cortex
Molecular function (GO): protein kinase C binding
Source: RefSeq, a predicted model, not a curated record